CAUUCAUUGGAUAAAGACGGCAGGAGGAAUAAAGGAAUCCAACUUAGACAUGAAUGCGCCAUUACUUUAGUAGUUUCACUAUUCACAUAAACGAUGUGACGCAGUUGCCAGUUUACUCUUAGAACCUUUAAAAUCGUGUUAAUGUUCUGUCUCGCUUCUAAAAAACUUUGAUUUUGGCGAACACCUAAAUCUCUUUAUUCCCUCCUUUCCUUGUUUUUUUGCUUCUAUCUUUCCAUUCUACACGGACAGCACACGAUUCAUCACGGAGAAGAUAAGGUCUCCAGUCUACUAUGGAUGAGGAGAGAGAGGAGGGGGGUCCUGCCUCUAAAACCACUCCGUCUGGGGAACAUGGCCGCCAGAGCAAAGCUAAGAGAAGAGUGCAGCAGGAGAGAGCAGACUCCCCUGGACCCAGCUGUGUCUCCAUGAAGAGUGACUGGUCUAUGGAUAAUCCUCGGAACUUUAAAGAUGGAAAUCAGUCUAUUGAGAAGAGAAGAGUGCUGCAGGAGAGAACAGACUCCCCUGGACCCAGCUGUGUCUCCAUGAAGAGUGACAUCUCUAUGGACUAUCCUCAUAACUUUAAAGAUGGAAAUCAGUCUAUUGAGAAGAGAAGAGUGCAGCAGGAGAGAGCAGACUCCCCUGGACCCAGCUGUGUCUCCAUGAAGAGUGACUGGUCUAUGGAUAAUCCUCGGAACUUUAAAGAUGGAAAUCAGUCUAUUGAGAAGAGAAGAGUGCUGCAGGAGAGAACAGACUCCCCUGGACCCAGCUGUGUCUCCAUGAAGAGUGACAUCUCUAUGGACUAUCCUCAUAACUUUAAAGAUGGAAAUCAGUCUAUUGAGAAGAGAAGAGUGCAGCAGGAGAGAGCAGACUCCCCUGGACCCAGCUGUGUCUCCAUGAAGAGUGACGCGUCUAUGGGAAUUCCUUUGACCUUUAAAGAUUCACGCCCCUCCAGAAAGGAAGGGCGAUCCCAGGAGAGGUCAAAGGUUUCCAGUGCUCAAUCUGUACUGCAGAAUCAAACAGAGUUGAUCAAGAGGGCUGAGGAGAACGCACAUACUUUUCUAGACAAGGAGCUGAAGAAGCUCUGGAGGGAUCUCUUCUCUGAUUACCCACAAUGCUCAGAGAGUCGGAGGGAAGAGGAGGAGGAGGAUGGUAAGAAUGAGGAGCAGAGGAGGCGCGCCAUAGAGGGAGUGGUAGACAUCACAAAGCUCUGCCUGAUGGAGAUGAACCAGGAGGAACUGGCCGACAUGCUGUGGAGUGGAGCUGUUGCUGCCCAGUACCAACAUAAACUCAAGUCUCAUCUGAAGAAGAAGUUCCAGUGUGUGCUUGAGGGAAUCGCAAAAGCAGGAGAGCAAAGACCUCUGAAUGAGAUCUACACAGAGCUCUUGAUCACAGAGAGAGGCAGUGGAGAGGUCAACAAGGAACAUGAGGUCAGACUGAUUGAAAAGGUCAGGAAGCCAGCCUAUGAGGAAACACCAAUUAGAUGUGAAGACAUAUUUAAACCCUUACCUGGACAAGAUAAACCAAUCAGAACAAUAAUGACAACCGGAGUGGCUGGCAUUGGUAAAACCGUCUUAACACACAAGUUCACUCUGGACUGGGCUGAAGGCAAAGCCAACCGAGACAUAGACUUCACAUUUCUCCUCACUUUCAGAGAGCUGAAUUUACUGAAAGGGAAAGAGUUUAGCUUAGUGGAACUUCUGCAUCAGUUUUCUGUUGAAACCAAAGAAUCAGGAAUCUACAGAUACGACCAUGACCAAGUAGUCUUCAUCUUGGAUGGUCUGGAUGAGUGUCGACUUACUCUGGACUUCCAGAACAACCCGAUCUGGACUGAUAUCACAGAGCCGACCUCAGUCGACGUGCUGCUGACAAACAUCAUCAGGGGAGUCCUGCUUCCCUCUGCUCACAUCUGGAUAACCACACGCCCUGCGGCAGCCAAUCAUCCUGCUGAGUGUGUUGACAUGGUGACAGAGGUGAGAGGGUUCAAUGACGCACAGAAGGAGGAGUACUUCAGGAAGAGAUUCAGAGAGGGGACACUGGCAAGCAAUAUCAUCUCUCACAUCAAGAAAUCUCGAAGCCUCCACAUCAUGUGUCACAUCCCAGUCUUCUGUUGGAUCACUGCUACAGUUCUGGAGGACUUCUUCAAAACAUCCCAGAGAGGAGAAGAGGUGCCCAGGACCGUGACUCAGAUGUACAGCCACUUCCUGAGGGUUCAGUCCAUACAGGGGGACAGGAAGUAUCAUGGGAGAACUAAAACUGAUCCACACUGGAGUUCGGAGAGCAGGGAGAUCAUUGUUUCUCUGGGGAAACUGGCUUUUAACCAGCUGGAGAAAGGUCAGCUGAUUUUCUACGAGGCAGACUUGGCAGAGUGUGGCAUCGAUAUCAGAGCAGCCUCGGUGUACUCAGGAGUGUUCACCCAGAUCUUUAAAGAGGAGUGUGGGCUGUACCAGGAUAGGGUGUUCUGCUUUGUCCAUCUGAGCAUCCAGGAGUUUCUGGCUGCCCUUUAUGUCUUUCUGUGCUACAUCAACACUGGUGUCAAUCUGAUCUCAGAAGAACAGCCAACCUCCAGGGAAGAGGAACUCCUCCUCUACAAGAGUGCUGUGAACAAGACCUUACAGAGUGAGAACGGACACCUGGACUUGUUUCUCCGCUUCCUCCUGGGCCUCUCUCUAGAGACCAAUCAGAUGCUGCUACAAGGUCUUCUGGGACCAGGAGCAAAUACAUUACUGGGCAAUCAAAUUAAAAAAGUCCUGCCGGGACUGACAGGAAGAGGGUCACGGAGCAAUACCCAAAUCGUCCAUUACAUCAAGCAGAAGAUAGGUGGAGAUCUCUCUCAAGAGGGAAGCAUCAAUCUGUUCCACUGUCUGAAUGAGCUGAACGACCGUUCUCUAGUGGAGGAGAUCCAACAGUACCUGACAUUAGGAAGUAUCUCCAGAGAAUCUCUCUCCUCUGCUCAGUGGUCAGCUCUGGUCUUCAUCGUACUGACAUCAGAAGAGGAGCUGGACGUGUUUUACCUGAAGAAAUACUCUGCUUUUGACGAGGCUCUACUGGGGCUGCUGCCAUUGGUCAAAGCCUCCAAAACAUCUCUGCUGAAUGGCUGUGAUCUGUCAGAGAGAUGCUGUGAAGCUCUGGCCUCAGUUCUCAGCUCCAACUCCUCUCGUCUGAGAGAGCUGGACCUGAGUAAAAAUGAUCUGCAGGAUUCAGGAGUGAAGCUGCUCUCUACUGGACUGGGGAGUCCACACUGUACACUGGAAACUCUCAGGCUGAAUGACUGUCAGCUGUCAGAGAGAUGCUGUGAAGCUCUGGCCUCAGUUCUCAGCUCCAACUCCUCUCGUGUGAGAGAGCUGGACCUGAGUAACAAUGAUCUGAAGGAUUCAGGAGUGAAGCUGCUCUCUGCUGAACUGGGGAGUCCACACUGUACACUGGAAACUCUCAGGCUGAAUGGCUGUCAGCUGUCAGAGAGAUGCUGUGAAGCUCUGGCCUCAGUUAUCAGCUCCAACUCCUCUCGUCUGAGAGAGCUGGACCUGUGUGCCAAUGAUCUGCAGGAUUCAGGAGUGAAGCUGCUCUCUGCUGGACUGGGGAGUCCACACUGUACACUGGAAACUCUCAGGUUGUCUGGCUGCCUGGUCACACAGGAAGGCUGUGCUUCUCUGGCCUCCGCUCUGUGCUCCAACCCCUCCUAUCUGAGAGAGCUGGACCUGAGCUACAAUCACCCAGGAGACUCAGGAGCUGCGCUGCUCUCUGCUGGACUGGAGGAUCCACGCUGGAGACUGGACACUCUCAGGUAUGGAGAGGACAGCUCACCACUCAGGGACAAAUCUCCUACAAGGAUUCAACCCACUGCUAGAGGAAGGGGUUUAUAAAGGCCGCUGUAACUCAUGUUGUGUAGAAAGUGAUGAGACAGCAGAUGAGGGGACUGUU
Molecule: messenger RNA, 3915 nt
Organism: Gadus chalcogrammus (walleye pollock)
Lineage: Eukaryota; Metazoa; Chordata; Actinopteri; Gadiformes; Gadidae
Product: NACHT, LRR and PYD domains-containing protein 3-like
Molecular function (GO): protein binding
Source: RefSeq, a predicted model, not a curated record